CCGAUUUUCUACUUCAGGUCCCGAAUUGUUCUUCAUUGUUGUAGCAAGUCAACUCGUAAAAGUGAGAAGAGGAAGUGUUGCAUUUGUGGGCGUGGUAUUCCAAUCAAGUGGUCUGAGUAUUUCUGCUAUCGGUCGUCCGAGCACAUCUGGAGUCACUGUCACGAGCAUGUGCUCGUCGCUGUGAACUACGGAAGCGUCCUAAGGUCGGUCGUGUAAAAGUAAACCCCAAAAUCUUCCACUGCUUGGCCUGACUCUGAUCUCCCAGUUGUAUGUUUCGCUAGUUACGAUAGUUAGAGCAUUUCCUUUUCGACAAAAAUGGUAUCCUCAGAGCCUCCGCCCAAGGCUGCAAAGGAACCAAACAGCGGCAAAUACCAGCACAAACCGCGCAAGACCGACAUCCACACCGCCACGUCCACCGAGAACUGCACUUCCCAGCUCCGUUUUCUCAAAAACUACUGCCGGACCAACUUCUGCGGACCAUGUCUCGCGGGCUUAGCCGUCCCUGUCUUACUGGUGCUCUUCCUCACCUACGCUGCGGCAGCCGUACCAGUCGUGAUUGUCGGUGGGAUCAUCGGCUUGUUGCAGAAAACUCUCAUUCCGCUCCUCGUCGAGUACUGGUACCAGCUGCGAUGCGUUGGAAGCUGGCAUGUUUGGUACAUGAAAAGAAAAGCGCGACUCGACGAGGAAAUUUACCACUCCAGAACCGCGGAUCUACGCGUCGAGCUGAUUCCCGGGCGGCGGUGGGUGCACUUGAUUCCCAUGUUCCAGGACAACUACGCCUAUCUCAUUGUGGAUUUGCGGGACCCAAAGAACUUCUCGAAGUUUCUGAAGGAAUGGAGCGAGAAUAAAAAGAUCGCGAAGAAGUCUAGUGCUGUGGUGAAGGACAAGGACGCAGGAGCUGGGGCACCGGCCCCGACAGACGAUGAUGACGCACCGGGACAUCAAGUAAGGCCAAAUGAAGUAGACGCGAAACCGAAAAUCGACGACGCGGCCGGAAAGGAAGAGUCGGCAAGCAGAGACACAGAGGAAGUAGACGACCUUGCAGCGGAGGGCGCAAAGCUGGAACGAGACCUGCUCGCAAGCGUGAACACGGCUGAAGAACUCCACCUAGAAGACGACGAGGAAACCGUGACGCUUGAAGGCCCGAUCUUCGAGGGCGUUCUGAUCGAUCCGGCUGCGGGGGAGUCAGUUGAGCGCGCGGUGGACUACAUCAGUCACGAGUUUUACGGCUGCGAACUGAAUUUGGAGGCGAUUCUAACGACGCACAAGCACUGGGACCACAGCGGCGGGAAUGUGUAUUUUCGGAAACAGUACCCGGACACGAACCAGCUGGACAUAUACGCGACGGAGUGCAAUUUACCAUCAUUGCAGUCCUGGCAGAACUUCACGACGGUGAGCGGAGACGAUCUUACAGGUAGCGGAAAUAAAAGAUCAAAACGGCAAGCUGGCUGUAUCCUCUCCAUCCAAUCCUUCCUCUCCAAGUGCUUGAACCGCACGCCGAUCUGCUUUCUUCCCGUCGUUUUCGCGAUUUCCAUCAUGUACCACAGUGUGCUGUUUUUCGUGAUCUUCCCUGUGAGAAAAUUCUUCCAGUCAAUCCUCGACGUGCUGGCGUGCUGUUUUCUUCCCUGCGGCUGUUGCUUUAGCUGCUGUCCACGGCGGCUGCGGAGGGUGCAGGUGGUGAACAAACAGCUGAUCAAGGACAAGGAAAUCUUCAAAAUCGGCACGAACAUGACUUUCCAAUGCAUGAUCACGCCCGCGCAUACGAGGACCCACGGAAUUUUCUUGUUGCUCGAUCCGGCGUUUACGGUGGAGCAGAAUUUGGACCCGAAAACCUGCCCAAGGAUAGGACUGCCGAGGCAGGCGCAGGAAGUGACGGACUCUUCACGAAGAGGGAAGAAUUUUAGUGAAGCGCCAACAUCUUCUUCUACCACUGUAGUUGCAAAACAACCACCUCCAGGGGCUGCUGUAAAAGCUGCGCCCAAAGCUACGACCCAAAUGCAAAUGAACUUUCCCAAGCACGCUCUGUUCACCGGCGACACGAUCUUUUGCGGCGGUCACGGCGCUUGCUUCGAGGGCAACGAGAUUGAGAUGCUGCGGAAUUUCUAUUUGAUCCUCAUCUCCUGUUCCAAGAACACCUUGCUCUUUCCGGGCCACGAGUACACGAACAUGCUCCUUUCCGACCAGCUGAGCAACAUCGGGAUGUACACAAAUUCUCUGAACUUGAAGGAAUUCUCCGACAUCUGUUUUCAGACCUGGACGAGUUUGCACCGACGGAACAUGACCGAAGCAAAAGAACGAGUGCCGACGGUACCUUUGCAUUUGGAGGACGAGGUCUUGCUGAAUCCGAAUUUCCGGAUUGUCCAGGAAAGAAGGUUGCGGAUGGUGGAGCUGUUUCAGAAGCGAUUUUUGAAAAUGAACACAAGCGGUGAGGAAAAAGGAAAGGAAGGCGAGGGUCGUGAACCAAGCGGAGCAAGUGCUGCGAAUACCGGCGCGUCUUCGCCUCCAGAAAAGAAGAAAGAUUCGGAAAAGGAGAACGACGACACCCUCGCGACUGUCGCGUCGCCAACUGACAUUUCCCCCUUGCUUGUCGCGCCAGAACAGCAAACCGUUGGCGGGAACAGUUCGUCGACGGCGACCACGCCUCUGGUGAACACAGCCGUGGCAGCAAAUGAGCAAAAAGGAAAAGACACAGCUGCGUCUUCGAAACCCGAAAUAAACAAAGGCUUCUUCCAACCUCCACAGCGGCCGUUGUUUGCGCAAACGCACGAGACGUUGAAAGAGCGCACGAAGUUUCAAGUGAUUCCCGACGUAGAGUGGCAGCGGUUCAAGAAAAAAAUCCCGCCAGACCUCCUCUCCGAGUUUGAAAAGCUCGAAAAAAUUGCGCAAACCACCCCGAUGAAACACGGGGAAGAGUUUGAGACGCCGCAUCUGGCGGAUGUGGGCUUAGGAUUGCAAAUUGUCGGGUUGACAGGAAAGAAAGACGGCAUGAUUUCGAAAUCCGACUUGCUGAUGAUGCUGCCGGUCGCGGAAGAAAGCGAAAGGCAGCAAGACGAAGACGGAAACACCGGUGCGACGACAGCUGGACUAAAAGCCCAGGGCACAGAUGCACAAGCAGCGGCAGAGCAAGUCGGACCAUCUCUCGCAUCUCUCCAAGCCGCGCUAGACAAGUGCUUUCGGAAAGGGGAAUCAGGUGGGGAUCAGGUCGAGGUGGAUUUUCUGUCCUUUGACGAGCUCGCUGCGAAAUUGGAUCCGGAAAAAUACGGCAUCGAUACGAGAAGUUAUUGCUCACGGUGUGGCUCGGGUUUACUCGGUUGUUUGAAAUCGUGCGUCUGUUGUGGAGGGAAAAGGUUUUGAUGAUCUGGGUUUUCUUUUCGUUUUUUCAAAUUGGUUCGAGCGGCAACAUGAAACUUCACACUUGUCCAUCUACACGCAAAUUGCAUCUGUGUAGCGUUCACGCAAAUUGGUAUUUCAGCGAAUGUUGUCGAACUUUUAUAUCGAAAAUUCAGCUCAACCGAAGAAGAACAAGCCGAAAGCGAAAAAGAUGACGCGGAGGAAGAGGAUCCAAGCACGAUUUUGCUCAAACUCUACGCACAAAGAGAAAAGCAAGACCAUCGCCUGCCGGACUGCACACUAUGCCGGAGUUGGGUGCCGGAUAAGAAAUUUCCAUUGGCUCGGGAGAUGCUGAAGGAGUUGUCGUUUGAUCAUGUGAAGAAACAGAUCGGCGCAGAGCAAAACGAUGGUGCGGAGAUCGAGGACACUGCAGGGGGUAGCAAUUCCCCAGCGGCAGAUGAGCAAAAGGAGGCGAGUAGGAACAACGCUGAAGAUGCGGCGAAUAAAAAACCGGAAGAUGAAGCGCUUGAGACUGGCGAAGGAGGUGAUGAAGAUGAGAAGAAUAGGAAAAAACGAGCGAAAAAUCCGUCAUGCUUCUACGCAGCAGGUAUGUUGCGACAAAGAACGACAAAAACUGCUGCGGACAGUAAGUCUACUAACUCUGCGGUUGUCACGAUAGCAACUCCUGAUCACAGCACUGCAUCAUGAGAAAAUGAGUUCAUCAUACUUCUGUGCCACACUGAGAAUCCCUCUGCCAGAGGGAUCGAUGCUUGCUAGCAACUCAGCAAGUUUACUUCGCUCAUCUGGAUCUGUUCACCAUCACAGUAUACAUGAGUGUGUGCGCGGCACGCCUAUAGCCUGGGAGGAGUAUUGCAGAGGGAUCAUGUGCGAGGUUUCAGAGCAGAAGAGACGUGCACGAGCCUGGGGGCUUGGAAGUCAUUGCCCGGCAGUCAAGCCGUGCGCCGGUG
Messenger RNA from Amoebophrya sp. A120, 4298 nucleotides. Lineage: Eukaryota; Dinophyceae; Syndiniales; Amoebophryaceae. The record is from the annotation of a GenBank genome assembly.